UUUGUGACACUCUGAUCAUGCUCUGACCCUACGGUUGACCGCUCAACGAUAAUGCGACCUUGACAGCUGCUGCAAGUAAACUAUGGGGCAAAGUACGAGCGCGGACUUGUAUUUUCUACACCCGAGGUACGAGUCGGGGUCCACUUCAGGUCAAGGCCAGGAUGCCAGAGUCGCAGACGGUGAGCAGCGGAACAAUGCGCGAGCGGCACACCGUUGAGUAAGCACCAAGGAGAACACGAUCUAACUGGUUAUAAAAUCAUGCACUAAGGAUUAUCAUGAGGUAGUCUGCUACAAUCAGGGUCGCCCUAUCUCAAGUGGCAUUCAAAUGGCAGUGCGUAGGUGAGAAUGCGAGAUAAUUUGCCACUAAAAUUUACUAGGACACAUAAAAAUAUAUUUUACUGACUGCUGCAUAGUCGACAGUCACAUAUCGCGGCAUUAUGUGUGCCAUGUAAGACAAAAAUGCCCACGUUAACUGUCGUAAACAUAUAAACUCAAACCGAGUCGGAUUAAAAUAAGCAUAUAGUUUAACAGUCACUAUAGAUGCUCAUAUCAGUAAAAUAAAUCAUUCGUAGACCACUUAUGUGCGCUUAUAGAAGGGAUUGUUCUCCUAGCUCAUAAAGCUACAAGACUGUUUGAAACAGAUUGUCAACAUUGAAUGGUCAUCUGCACUCAUGCACGGUGGUGGCAACGGGUUUCAGUGAAACAUAAAUUUCCUGUUUGUACUUAUAGCAUCCAUAACAUGUUAGCUCUGUUCCAAGUGUUUAACAUGCUGUUACAUAAUUUAAGUAAAUAGUAUCAUUUUAGAAUAGCAGUAUAUGAUGCAAACAAUUGCAUAAUAUAUUAACCUCUAAACUAAAAUACAGUUGAAUUUUUAUAUUCUGUUUCAUUCACAUGUAUUUCUUAAAAUAUAAUCUGUUACAUAUCAGACUGCUCAACAAAAGCAGCAGAGAAACCAUCGGGAAUGCAGCAAGACUUUAUUAGCCACCACUGUUAAAAAAGGAACUGAUGAGCAGAAGUUCAAGGUAAUAAGAUGGCUAGUUACCAGCUUAUGUGCUCUGUAGUACGCCCAAAGAACCCUACAGAAGCCUGCAACAUCAGCAAUUUUGAAGAAAAGAUCAAUCAACAUUCUUCAGCUGUAAUUCAUGAUGUCUCUGUCACCAACAGCACCAGCAGUCACAUUUCAAGCCAGACUGAAGCACAUGAAAGCAAAUCAGAGGAACUGAACGAUGACUCAGUGUUGUUUGCUUUGUUGCCAAGACAACUGCCAGGUUUUCAGGUGCAGAGGAAUUUGGUUCACAAGUUGAGCUACCACGAUACUGGUGUAAUAUGUGUCCAUUCGAUACCCCUAGCAAACCUUGCUUGCUGCAACACCUUGUUGACCAACACUGCUUUAUGUGCCCUUUGUGUCCAUUUGCUGCAUUUACUCGUUCUGCAGUAGUGAAACAUGGCCUAAAGGAGCAUCAUGUCUUUCAGCAAGAGAUGUCUAUGCAAAAACUUAGGGGACUCCAGCUUAAUCGUCACAGUUUUCAAGACCUCUUUGAACCAGUCAGAACUACUGCUCGAGCUUCCAAAAGAGGCAGCGAGACUUGUGGUGAAAGUAGCGUAGGCAGCAAACCUGCCAAACAGAUGCGAAUGUGUGAUCAAGAUAAAAGAGGUGAAACAAAUUCUACUCCAGGGUCUGGUUUUUCUGGAAACCAGAGUGCUUUUACAUCUGACGAUAACGUGGUGGGAACUGAUGGAAACAGAGACUUUGACCUGUGGGGGAGCAGUGCAUCAAAACUUCUGGCUGAUUUGGCAAGCAGUGCAAAUUUGUGCAGUGAAGGAAAGUUGCUUGGUGAAAACAUUGUCAGUUCCUCGGGCAUGGAAGCUGAUAGUGGAGUUGAUACGUGGUCAGUGAACCGUGGGGACAGCAGAGAGGCACCCUAUCUUGGCUCAUCUCCCCAAGCUGCAAUGCAGGCAACAAGAAAGAUGGAGGGAGAGGAGGCAGUUGUCAGCAUUAAACAGGAAGUGAUGUGGCCAGAAGACUGCUGCAAUCACACUGGGAAGCUAACUGGUGGUGAUGAUGACCCUUCAAAAGAGGUUCAAGGUCAGCAUGUCAUUCACAUUCCUUCGGAGGUAGACGUCUGCAUCAAGAUGGAGAUAGACCCUGAGAGACAGGAUCUUGGGCAGACCGUGCCAAGUGGUAUCUUCCCUGACCACACGCAGCAAAAUGUUGGUGUCAUGAGCUGUCAAGUGCAGCCAUCUACCAGUCCACCGCUUUCAUGCAUCAGGGUUGAAAACUUGCAGAGACAGUUUGAGGAAUCAGUUCGCUCUAUAGACAUGUUUAAAUAUCAUGAACAAGAUGCUUCCUCCCUUAGCCCAAGUCAGCAUAAAAGGACGAAACCACCAUCAACUGAGCCACACUGUCAAAGAAAAAGCAGUUUAGUCUCAAGUUUCAACCACAUCCAUUCAGACAGUAAAGAAGUAAGUGUUUCCAAUCAGUCAGCUGUGGAGAAUUUUCUGCUGGUGAAGCCUUCAGGAAAAAGCAUGAGAGACCCAUCGCAGAAUAGCAGUCAGUGCAUGACCAACGUGCUUCGACGUCUUUUAACAAAAGCCCAGUACUCAGACAAGGAAAGCUCUUUAAAUGAUGACAGUGGCAGAUAUUUGCAGGACAGGACCACAAAUCAGUCUUCAGAAGAUCAGACCACGAAGACUGCUAUUUGCAGGCCAGUCACUUCAGGCUCUCCAGUCAAGUCUGCAUGUGAUGUUGAAGAAAGCAGAAUUUUGAUUAAGUGCGCUUCAGCUUCACAAGCAUCCAGCGUGCAGAGAUCACCUCCUGAUAGAUUUGCUUAUAAUUUGCUGUCCUCACUACUCACUGCAGACAGAUGUGGGGUCCCAGAAGAUGUUUGCCCAAUAGAUGCGAAAUCUGUGUCAGUGUAUCAGAGUCAAGAGCCUCAGAAGAUUGAAUCUAUGAAGACUUUCAAACAGGAACCAGAUACAGCAAGCUCAGAAUACAACCAAGCUCUGCCUGAUUAUACUAAAGAUCAGCAGCAGCAACUUUCAGACUGUGAUUCUGGAAACAAAUGGUCUGCUGCAACAUCCAGGCAAGAUUUCACAUCCGUGGCCUCACACGAAAACAUCUUUGUGACAUCGCACUUGCAGUCUUGUGCACCAUACCUGAGAGUCAGAGAUAUUUUGAAGCUGCCAGCCAGCCACACACCACUGUUGCCUUCGCUUUUAUUAGCUUCCGAAUCUUCACGUUCAUGCCCAGAGCAACCUAAACAGUCGAGACUGCUCAGCUUGGCUCUGAGCACCCCACUGGCAUCAGCGCAGAAGAGAAUAGAUUCUUUCAAGUCCUACUCCAACAUGUCACUGAGAGACAUACUGACCAUGAGGGUUCCACCCAACCUUGAGCUUGGUGGUGCCGCUAGUGCAUCAAGCAAAGAUGAUCAUGAGAAUAAAGAUGUUGGUGAAGAGGAUGAAGAAAAGGUAGGGGGUGAAAGCCAGGUUGUAUGGGAAUGUGAUUUUUGUGAUUUCUCAGGAGCAGAAAAGUCAGUCGUUGCAAGCCAUCGAGCAUCCCAACACAAUGAUUUUGUGGAUGGCAGCUGUGAGGCAGAAAAAGGCUCUGCUCCAUGGCAAAGGUCUCCAUUCAGCUCUGUCCCUGAGACACAAACUGGUUUGCCGCAGACAGGUAACUUACUGGAUGAGGAUGAGGAUGGGAAUGAAGAAAAUCCAAACCGAAAGAUCUUUAGUCCUUCCAGACAUUGUGUAAAUAAAAGAAAACUUAAAAGGGAAUCCUUAAGUACCCCAAAAACUGAAGAUUCUGAAAGUGAAAUGGACGAUUCUACAGGAGGAAGAAAGAGCUUAUUAGCCUCAUCAUCUGAGCCAGAUGAUCCUGAAGAUGGUAAUUACAUUCCUCCAAAGUCAUUGCAACAGUCUGACAGCUAUGACAGCGAAUCUUUUUCGGAUACCGAUGCAGAACAAGAUAGCUUCUCUCCCAGGAGAAAAGAAGCAAAGAAUGGAGGGGAAUCAAGGCUAACUCUCUUCAGCAAGACCAUGGACAAGAGAUUAGAGGCUGGUGUGAUGUCGUUGAAAUCAGAGCAUACUGCAUUUCCAGUUUGUUUGCCUGUACUGUGCCUUAAAGGUAAGCUCUUUAAAACUUAUAAAAGACCAUAUUCGAUGCAACACAACCACGGUGCCACAUUAUUUCAAAGCCAAAACUCAGCAAGCCAGCGACCAGGAGUGUCACAUGUUUCUUUGCCCCAGAGAGGAGUGUUCUUUCACAAGCCCGAAUCCAAAGUUUUUUCUCCAGCAUGUUUUAAAAUGCCAGGGACACAUCUUUGGUGCCUGCUCCUUUGUGCUGAAAGUGCUGACCACACCCCUCUGUGUAAGCUUUAGGAAGUCAAGUGCUGCUCAGUGUGUGGUGGCCAGCUGCUACUUUUCCUCAUCUGACUUGAUGGUGAUGCGCAGGCACCUGUUUGGCCAUAUUUUGCAAUGCAUGCCAUGCUUAUGGUUUUCAUGCGCACCAUUACCAGUGCUAUCACUGACUCUCAUGCAGGCUCUAGUGACUUGUGCCCUUUCCUGUGCUUUUUGUGCAGCGAAAACCUGUCUACUCUGCAGUCAGCAUGUGUUCACAUGGAAAGCGAGCAUGGAGGGUUGACUACUGGGGUCUUUUAUCUCCAGAAUCAGCCUGACGUCAUCUGUGGGUCUGAUGCUAGACCUGCUGUGUCUCUGUGUUGCACAAAGUGUAAACAGAUGAUGCUCCAGUUGGGACAGUGGCUGUGCCAUAUGUGUGAAAUAACUGCUUCAGCUGCAGACAUCAAGGACAGCAAGCAUGAGACUCAUCUCAGUACCAUGUUAUGGUCCAGACUAUUGCAGCCUGCAGCUUACGACACUGACAGUGAUGCUGAUGUUAAUGUGAUGUCCCUUCAACUUAAUGAGUGGCCUUGGUACAUCAAAAGCAGUACAGAUGUGCUAGCUGCAAGAAUUCCUAAGCCUGAUUCAAGAACAGCUGAGCAAGUGCCUCUCAUACGACGCAUCUUAACUGAGAAUGCCCUGCUAUCGUUGCCUGUUUUUCCAUCAGCGUCUGUCAAAUCUCAGGUCCAGAGUGAUUGUUCAGAAAGUUUAGAUUCAUUAAAUGUGUCACAAACUAAAGUUAUGACCAGAGUCCCUGCACCUUUCACAAACUCUGAUGAGGCGGAUCAAAGGUCUGGUGUUUUUGAAAAGAGUUCUUUCCCCUCAAAAGCAGGCAACACACAAAAGAAAUCUCACAAUCAGAACUCAGCUUUUGAGCGAUGCUCAUUUUCUUUGUUGAGGUCACAAUUGCAAGGAGUUACUGCCACGCCACCUUUGAUACACAUGUGUGAAAACAAAAUCUCAGACAAGGAUUGUUCAUAUUUUAAUAAAGCUGUUAAGUGGGCAAAAGACAGAGGUACCCCUGGUGAGUCUUCAGUUUCCAGAGCAUUCUUUUCACUAGGAGCAAGCUCUGAAAAAAAGAAAAGUUUCACAACUUCUAACUCUAUCCCCAUUACUUCUGACGUGGCCUGCUGUGAGACAGUGGUGGAAAAGCAAUACACUGAUGCCAGUGACAUUGAUCAUAGAGUCCAGCCAGAUGAUAUUACUCAAUCAAGUAGUUCUCAGAAAGACUCCAAGCUUGAUCUGAUGAAUGGAGUAUGGGCUUGCGGACCACUGUUGCGGUCAUCGCUGACCAAUCCAAUAGCAGAUAAUACCAGCAAACGACACUGUCAUUCUUUGGGUACCAGUACUUUGGAGGCAGCAGCAGCAGAAAGAAGGGAUCAUUUCCAGACAAAGGAUGAUGGUCAGUCCCAAGUUGAUCAGAGCAGUGCCACACCAUCUCAUCAUGCAUCUCAAUUGUCCAACCCCCUGGCAAAAUCUUGCCAUUGCUCCCAGCCCCACUGUCAGUCAGAACUUUGUGACCCUCUCAUUGCUGGGAAGGAGACAGAAGACAUGGUUGCAUGGUUGGAUCAGCAAGGCAGCCACAUGAUGCGUGUUUUAGGUGAUGCCAUGGAUGACUCCAGUAAUGAAAAACAGUUUUGAGUAUGAAUGUAUUUUUAGAAUUCCUGUCACAUUGAAACAUUUGUGUAAGCUAUAGUAUAUUCUAGAAUUUUUCUUUCAAAUGACUCAGAAAAAUUUUCUUUCCAUUCCGUACUAUUCAGAUUUGUGAUUGUCUUUGUGCAAAAAAGGCCACUAAACAUUAAUUAAAUUUCACCACCAGACAUGUGGGUGCUAAAUAGCUUCUAAGUCAAACUGCUUUUUCCUAUUUCCUUUGAUGCAUCCAAAGAUGCAGAUGAAUGAGUUUUUAAAGUCUUCUGUAAAUAUAUCUAAUAAUUUAAAAAAACAGCUUUUUUUCAAAUUAAUCACAAAUAUUGAUCCUGUCUUGUCAUUGAUAGUGUCCUUUAUUGUUUAAGUUUAGCUUAGCAGAUGUAAUAUUUAGCUAAAGUUCAUAGUUUGGGCUUAUAGCACAGUAUUUUCUGUGAUACACAUUUAGUGGCUAAACUUUUAUUUGUCAUUACUAUGAUUAUCCUCUUCUUCCAGGUGAAAAAAUAAUUCAAAAUCAUUAAUAUGAUUAUUUUAUGCAAUCAAAACUUCACUUUUUAUGUCCAAUUGGUGUGAUAUAUGAAAGUGCAUUCUGUUAAGGCAGCCAUUCCAUGAAAAUAGUGGUUUCCGGUGAGAUUCUAGCAUGUUACUGUUGACAUUUAUGUAUUAAAGGAUAAUGAACUUUUUCUUUGAGAAAUUAAAAAAAAUUCUAUU
Messenger RNA from Pomacea canaliculata, 6750 nucleotides. RefSeq lists its product as uncharacterized. The transcript is spliced from 5 exons. NCBI's taxonomy places the organism in Eukaryota, Metazoa, Mollusca, Gastropoda, Architaenioglossa, Ampullariidae. The record is from RefSeq and is a predicted model, not a curated record. The coding region runs from base 1327 to 4377 and encodes 1016 amino acids.